Penicillium odoratum is the source of this 411-nucleotide messenger RNA. Its product is annotated as O-methyltransferase. Lineage: Eukaryota; Fungi; Ascomycota; Eurotiomycetes; Eurotiales; Aspergillaceae. Bases 1 to 411 code for a protein of 136 amino acids. The transcript is spliced from 2 exons. Gene Ontology annotation, molecular function: O-methyltransferase activity. The record is from RefSeq and is a predicted model, not a curated record.
AUGGCACAACCCUCCCAGCCCGCAUACCACUGUGUUUACGAUGUCCUUCCAAGCAGCAACGACCCUUCGCCUGAGCAGGCGCAGAGGGGAGAAAGAGAGAAGUUUGAUUUUGCGUUUAUUCAAGCGAAUAAGCAGGAUGAAUUGGCUUAUUUUUAUGCUGUGCUGGAUCUUGCUAGGGAGAGGGCGGUCAUUGCUGUUGAUAAUGUUGAGAGGGAUGGGAAGAUUGUGUCUGCUGAGGCGAUGGAGAAGGAUGAUCUGGUUAAGGGGACGGGUGAGUUGGUUGAGGCGACUGGGAAGAUGGAGGGGAUUGAGGCGACGGCCAUCCAGAGAGUUGGGGAGAAGAAUUAUGCCGGAUUUCUGGUUGCAAUAAAGAAUAAGGGGAUUACAAUCAACGAUCAACGAUCUACUUAG